This is a messenger RNA of Gadus morhua (Atlantic cod), 1926 nucleotides long. Its product is annotated as potassium voltage-gated channel subfamily A member 1-like. The coding region runs from base 320 to 1918 and encodes 532 amino acids. The transcript has a single exon. The record is from RefSeq and is a predicted model, not a curated record. Gene Ontology annotation, cellular component: voltage-gated potassium channel complex; membrane. Gene Ontology annotation, biological process: action potential; potassium ion transmembrane transport; protein homooligomerization. Gene Ontology annotation, molecular function: delayed rectifier potassium channel activity; protein binding. NCBI's taxonomy places the organism in Eukaryota, Metazoa, Chordata, Actinopteri, Gadiformes, Gadidae.
CACACAGUCUCAGGGUUUCAUUCCAUGCGCUGUUUUCUCACGUUGGUCCGAACAGAAGACGAGAGCAGUUAGCGUUGUUCUAAGCGCCGACUUCCGAUUGGACGUCUUCCGUCAGUCCCCCGCGCGCCGUGGGCGGGUACAGAAGCUGUGUUCGCAAAACAGAAACGUGCGUUCCGCGGAUGGGCAUCACUUCUCCUCGCGGUUUGGGGGGAAUACACGCCGAUCGAGGGGACGUGUCCCGCGAUGACAUAUGAGCGCUCCGGAGCCGGGGUUUUGAGAGAGGGACGCGCCACACUUUCUCCACCCGGAUACCACCUGUAUGGAUGAGGACUUUCUCGCGCCUUUCGCGUCGUCCCCGCCGACCGCCGACCGGGGAGAGACCCCGGCAGAGUUCCUCCGCGGGGGAGACGCUGGGGUGGGGGAACGCAGCAUGACGGUGGUGGACAACCUGCUGGAGGAGACGGCCGCGCUCGCCGCUCACCUGCCGCGCGCGGAACGACGCGGCAGCGGCAGAGGCGACGGCUGCUGCCAGCGCGUGGUCGUCAACAUCUCGGGCUUGCGCUUCGAGACGCAGCUGAAAACUUUCAACCAGUUCCCGAGCACGCUGCUUGGGGACCCGCGCAAACGGACGCGUUACUUCGACCCGCUGCGUAAUGAGUACUUCUUCGACCGCAACCGGCCGAGCUUCGACGCCAUCCUUUACUACUACCAGUCGGGGGGUCGCAUCCGGAGACCCGUAAACGUGCCCAUCGACAUCUUCUCCGAGGAGAUCCGCUUCUACCAGCUGGGCGAGGAGGCCAUGGAGAAGUUCCGCGAGGACGAGGGCUUCAUCAAGGAGGAAGAGCGGAUUUUACCCAACAACGAGUUCCAGAAGCAGGUGUGGCUCCUGUUCGAGUACCCGGAGAGCUCGGGUCCCGCCCGGGGCAUCGCCAUCGUCUCGGUGCUCGUCAUCCUCAUCUCCAUCGUCAUCUUCUGCCUGGAGACGCUGCCCGAGUUCCGGGACGACAAGGAGGCCCGGGGGGCCACGACCCUGGUCAACGGCACGGCGUCCUCCGACGGCGGGCCCAACCCCUUCACCGACCCCUUCUUCAUCAUCGAGACCCUGUGCAUCAUCUGGUUCUCCUUCGAGCUGCUGGUGCGCUUCUUCGCGUGCCCCAGCAAGACGGUGUUCUCCAAGAACCUGAUGAACGUGAUCGACAUCGUGGCCAUCAUCCCGUACUUCAUCACCCUGGGCACCGAGCUGGCCGAGACCAGCCAGAGCAGCGGCGGCCAGCAGGCCAUGUCUCUGGCCAUCCUCAGGGUCAUCCGCCUGGUGCGGGUCUUCAGGAUCUUCAAGCUGUCUCGCCACUCCAAGGGGCUCCAGAUCCUCGGCCAGACGCUGAAGGCCAGCAUGCGGGAGCUGGGCCUGCUCAUCUUCUUCCUCUUCAUCGGCGUCAUCCUCUUCUCCAGUGCCGUGUACUUCGCCGAGGCCGACGACCCCUCCUCCAGCUUCACCAGCAUCCCCGACGCCUUCUGGUGGGCUGUGGUCACCAUGACGACGGUGGGCUACGGCGACAUGCACCCGGUGACCAUCGGCGGCAAGAUCGUGGGCUCGCUGUGCGCCAUCGCCGGCGUGCUGACCAUCGCGCUGCCCGUGCCCGUCAUCGUGUCCAACUUCAACUACUUCUACCACCGCGAGACCGACGGCGAGGAGCACGCCCAGUACUUGCACGUCAGCAGCUGCGAGCAUGUGGGGGCCGGGCCCGCGGACACGCUGGACGCGCUGGACGUGCUGGACGAGCGGACGUGCAGCAGCCCGUCGUCGCUCAGCAAAUCGGAGUACGCGGUGAUGGACGAGGCCUUUGGGCGGCCCGACUACGACGACACCGAGACCCACCAGAACUGCGUGAACAUCAAGAAGAUCUUCACCGACGUGUGAGGCAAGAG